ACUCUACUGUCUUGACAACGAAAACAACCAGCGGGUGACUAAACAGCCUACUUUGAGUCAAUGAUCGCCAAUUUUCGCCCGAAAUUUCUUGUUGCAAUCACAUUGACAGUACAUACGUUUGUAUGUUGAAAUAUAAUGCCAGAGCAAUUUCGUAACAGGUAAGCUUAUGUAAAAUUCCAUCACUCCAUUCCUUUGCUCUUGACCUAUGUUCUGCUUGAAACCAUCGUCCGGCUUCGAUUUGCGAAGGCACGCAACAAUCGACUUAUGCUAUCAAAGACUACAUUUUGUGCUUUUGUCAAAUAUCUAAGGGAAUAUAUUUGGGUAAUUUCGAAAGAGAAUUUUAUUCUUCUGUCCGCCAGUGAAUUUGUAAUGCAAUCGAAGGUCGAGUUUCUUAAAGAUAAAGCAAAUUGUGUUCGAUCACAAUUAUCAUUAUUGGUUUGAGUGAACUUCAAACAAAUUCGCUUCCCUUAGGACUACAAUGGCGAAAUAUAUUAAACUUAGUGGUAAUUUAGGAUUUAACUGAUCGUAUUUCGUUCCGAACGUUGGUUUCUCUUCUAUGAGUUACGGUAUUCCUCGCAACACGUCUAGGCGAUUGGAGAAUUCGGUACAUAUAUCCCAUUUCGCGACGGUGAUUCUCACUCUGACAACUUGUCCAGCUUUGUUUACACGUGGAUUUCAACUUUGGUUCCCUGAUUCAUAAAAGACGGCAGGGGAGUCUAAUUUAUCUACUUUGUCUUAAAUAAUAACCAGUCCCGAUAAAUUUUUAUUUGACACAGAGAUAUUUUGCGGCUUCGGUCACGCAUAAAAACGAGAAUGAGUGAGAUUUUAAUGACACCAGGAAAAAAAAAUUCAAUCAUUUACAAUUUUUGGGAUCUAUUUUAGUUAUGAGUUUUCUUUCCAUCACAGAAUAACUUCGAACACAUGUGAUACAUAUUUACUGAGAGAGAUUGCUUGGGAAGCGUUUUGAUGUUACGUAAAAUUUUAUACUGCUCGGAGCACCAGGGUUGCGUGACAAAACAGAAGUCACACAAUAUUGUGAGGCGCUGCCUUAAAAUUCACCCAGUUUUCUUUUUCAUUUUUAGAGCAAAGCAGGACAGGCUUCGCCGAGAGAUGCAAGAGAAGUACGAAAGUUCAUUAUCCACUCCUGUUGGGAUGAAGACUUUUCGGCUGCAACCGUCACUUGACAAUACCUCGAUAAUGAAGGUUAGCAAUCAGUUUUCUUGAAAGUUUUUGAUAACAUAGCAGAGUACUAGUAAUUAAGUGAUAAUUUUCUGGGAUAAUUGGGAUGGACUUGUAUAUGAAGCCUAUGUUGAGUAAGAAACAAAGUUAUUUGUUACUUCAUUCCAUCGAGACUGGGAUAACCUGCGGCAGUGAUGAUCUGUUAGGUUUAACUGUGAGACAACUUAAAUACCACUGGGGGAACCAUGAAGGAUACCUUUAUUACUUUCGGAAUAUUCUAUAGGCAUCUUGAGAAAUUGAACUGUCUUCAGGGGUAUAGCUGGGAUUUGUGGGAGGGGAGGUCACAUCCAUACUACUUCUGCAAGCGUCAUGUCAUCAUACAAGCUGUGUUUUACUAAAAGUGACAAUUUGUCUGAUGCGGCAAUAAGUGAUUCGUGCAAUACAGAUUCUUUGGAUUCACUUUCUUUUGUUACCCGAUUGUAAGGUUAAAAAAAAAAAAUAAAAAAUAAAUCAUCUCAGUAAGAGCCCUCACCUACAUCCCUGUUCUUCACUAUGUAAGGCAAUUUUCAAAUAUUCAAUUUUCUGAUCAGCUCCCGGUUGGCUUGUUAGUUCAGUUGGUAGAACGCUGCACUGUUGUCGCACAGGUCAUGAGUUCAAAUCCUGUACGGGCCUGAAUUUUUUUCAGGCCUUGUUUCAACUACUAUCUCAGUAGUGUUCAUAGCUACGAGGAUCGCUUAUGUUAGUCUCUUCACCGCAGUGCACAUAUGUCAGCUGCAAUAAGAGUCGCGCAUAGAUUAGAAGUUUCACUGCGUUAGCUUUAUUUUCCCCACAAGCUACUUUGAAGCAUGGUCCAUCGGUAUAAAUAAAAGUUGAAGAUGCAUGGGAAGUUAACUCCAGUCAUAAAACACGGCCAUUGUCUUUUAAAAGCUGCCUUUCCGAAAUAUGAAUCUCUCAAGGAAAGUGGCCUUCAGUAAACUAAGUUCUAUUGAAGAUAUGGCGAGCUCAGAAGUGUUACUUUGAGAAGAAAUUUGGAUUAAUGAUGGUAAUUGGACUGAAUGGAUUCCAAUUCGGUCUGUAAUCAUACGAGUGAUUAACAAAAUUGGACGGCCGCGAGGCGGGAGUCUAAUUUGUUAAUCAUGAGUGUGAUUACAGACAGAAUUGGACGACACAAAGUCCAAGUUAAAAAAUUCCUCAACUUUGGAAAUUCCACAACUUAUUUAGGAUAAGUAAUUGUUGCUAUGGUUAUUGUGAUCAAUUCUGUGAUUGGUGGAUUUGACUGAAAGGACUAAGUAUGAUUGGCUGCUUCAACUGUCCUAUAACUGGUGUCCGAUUACAGCCAACUGCCCGAUUACACUGUCCGAUUACAACUCUACAGAAUGAUUAGAGAAAAAUAGAGCACCUACUGCACCAAUCACAUUUGGGGAAAUUGAGAUGGUUAUGAUUACAAAGAUAAUCAUUUGAGAGCCUUGGUGUCAAACUGAAACAAAAGGUGCUAAGGUGCGCGCGAGACCUUUUUGGGUCAGAGCGUCUAACGCGGAGGUGGUCACGCGAGAAUGUCCCGCGGUAAGCCCGCCACGAUCAAAGGGCUGUGGUGCUGUUUGUCCAUAAGUUCUGCUCGCAAUCACUUCGGCAAUUUCAGUACAGUAGCGGAAAGAGAUUUUUACUACAUACUAUGGAAGACUUACGCAAGUAUCCCUGAGAAAGUAUCAUUUCCUGACCCAGAAUUUUUUAUUUGUCCGUCUUAUUUCCAAAUUUUGCACCAUUUAAGCUCGACAUUGAUACACUUUUAUUACAAGAAACUCAAUUGAAGUGACUCGAUGCACGCACACUGACCACUGCAUUGUAUGCUAAAUAUUUUGAAUUUCUUAAAAUCUUUCACCACGCAAAGUAAGAAUUUACAAAGAUUACAGAUUAAAUCAGUCAAUUCUUAAUCAUGCUUCUGAAGUCUUAUUAUCAAAGGUAUUUUUUAUUGUAGUCUCGUUGUAAGUGUGGACGGUAGCAAAAGUUCUGACAAGAGUAAAAUAAAGAAACUAAAAAAGGGAAAGACCAAAAAUGAUUUAAAAAUAAAAAACCGUUAGGGUUUUCUUCUCACUUUGCAAAGACAGCAGUCUGAAAAGAUGACUCUGUAAGCUCGUUUCACAGUAUUUUUUCCCAAAUUUGACCAGUAUCGUCGUAGCCGUUGCGGUUAAAAUGCGUUUUCUUGAUUAUUCUCUGAACAUGUGAGUAAGUGGACCUUUAUUCUUGUUCAGCUUAUUGGUUUUUCUGUGUCAAUGAUUGCGUGAUAGAAGAGUCGAGAGUAGAAUGGGGAGUGCGUUUUUCUGACAUGACUGAGAUAUUACGAGUGCCCUGAUUGGUCAAAAAAAAAAAACCAACAGGAAAUUGAAUGGGCGUUUAUUUCAUAAGAGCAAUAGACCGCACUUUGAGUUCCCCACUUUCUAUCGGUUUACCGACGUAACAAUCCACUCGAAAAUUGUGUAAAUCACUCGGCUUAGGCUCGUAAUUAACAAACUUUUCUCGUCUUCUCUCAACAUUCCGCGUGUUUUAUUACGCUGGUAAACGAAUAGGAAGCGUGGUCUUCUUCUUGAAUAUUCAUUUAAACUAAUUUUUUAAGUUUCUUUUUCGGAUUAUAGAGGUUAAACCGGUGAAUGUUGCAUUUUGCAAUUAUAACUUUUGAAGAUAUAAUAUUCCUUCAUUUUUAUAAUCAUCCUAGCGGAAUUCUUAAAUUUUUAAUUUGGUACUUCUUUCUUCAAAGUCACCGAAGUCGUAAAUAAAUUCUAAAACGGAAAGAAUAUGAAAAGAUUACAAUAAUGUAUUGAAUAUGAUUGCUAUCUUUUGUAUCCGUCGAAAUUCAUUUCGUGGCAGGCUUAUUUACAUACAGAGCAAAAUUCUGUUGACUUUGUUAACCAGCUGCUAAGGAUUUAAGUGGUUUUCCUGUUACAGUAUUGGUGACAGUGAAAUUGAUCUCUUUUCGCCGAAGUGUCAACAAUUCUCUCCUUGGCAACAGCUCUGCUUUUUGUUUUUGUGAUGGAAAUUUUUUCAAUUUUGCAAUCAAAUCUCGAGUGUGAAAACUUUUGUGUGCCACAAGUCGAGCAUGGCCUUUCACAUCAGCCUGUUGGCUUUUUCAUUAGCAAGCUCAUGGAAAUCGCGAUAGAGUGAGGCAAUUAAUGGGUAAAGUGUCUCGAUGCAAAUUUGCCCUCCUGUCAUAGUUACCGUCUACGUUUUGCACUGGCAGGUUGAUAAUUAAACCUUUGCCUUCGCCAAGAAAAUGCGGGAAACUCUUGCACCAGUGAAAUGCGUCGUACAAGAAAAGAAUGCCAAUUUAGACGUGAAUAUAAUCAGGAGGGAUCGUGCUAUUUUAUACCGUGUACAACCGAGAAAAGUCAUGACAGUUCGGAAAGAAGCUUUGAAAUGGAAACAGGUUCCUGUGCCACAGGUCGAAGAGCUCAUUACUGUUGUCUUGGAUCAAAAUGACAAACAAUCUUCUUCAAAGGUUAUUUAUGUCAUGUAUAAACAUGUUUGUUUGUUUGUUGUUAAGAGUAAUUUUUGUGAGUUGAUGUAUGCAAGCAGCGACAUGUUAUCCUUCUUUGGAGGUCUUAGGCUGCGCGAAGAUCAUUGAAAUAAAUGCAAACACCGCCUUAUUUUUGCGGUAAAAGUUUCUGAGUAUCAUUUGCGGUAAUGGAAGGUCGAGGCAGCUGCGAGUUACAGCCAUUUCGUGGAUAUUUAUCUCGAUUCGCAGCUCACUGAAUCUUUCGGCUCCCAUUGUCAUUUUUUCCUUUUUCAUUUGUAUCAACGCUUUCAUCAAAUACCGCUUUCAAGUUGAGUAAUGCACGUUACAUUGAGCAAAAUUAUUUCAAGUUUGUGUUAAAAAUUUUGAUGUUUUCCGUUUAAAGGCUUGCGUUUUUUGUUUUCCUUUAAGAUUUUGAGUGUUUGUUUGCGGCCCUUUUGUAUUCAUAGGUGUAACUCUGCUUACUUGCUGAUUAGUUGCUUUGAACAAUUGAGCCUCAAUCGAACAACUGAUCACUCCAAAAAAGUCCAAACAUAGUCCUUGUAACGCAAUACCACGCAAGGAUAGCUGAAUCCUCAUUGCGGAAAUUUCCAUGGUUAUAUUCGUUUGGGUUUGCUUAUUAACAUGCAUUUAACCUAAUUGUCGAUUGAACCGCACGAAUCCAAGCAGGAUUAGCUAGCAAAUCUGUUACAGCCUUCAUUCAUACACUUCUCGCCGUCAAUAUCGAAGAUAUCAGUUAAUCUCUGGUUGUUUUUGUACAGUUUAGUGUUGUGGAUAUUAUUUACAACUUUUUAUUUCGCUUUUACCAUUGCGCGUAGCACACGCUCGCGAUUCGUGGUUCAUGCUGCGGAUAUGAUCCACGCGAGGAUCAUCCUGUGUUCAUAGCUAGUUGUAAUGUGUUGUUGAAUUGUCGAAAGUGUUGUGGGCGACCUCCUGGGUAGCUGGCGCUCGGUAAGAGAGUUACCAAUACGCGCGCGUGGGAGCAGAAACGCGCGCGAGAGAGGCUUCUUUCGCGUGUGGUUCCUCUUAACGUCGCGCGAAUUCAUUCUGUGCGGUCUCGCUUUUGGGUUACAGCCUGUAAUCCUAAUUUUUAUUUUUAUUUUUUUAUUUUUUUUCAAACAGUAUCAGUCAAGACCCUCCAGUAGUGCGUCAUAUUCUCAGGGACAGUCUCCCAGGCACACAUCAAGUCCCCUAUCACCUGAACCUCCAGUACAGCGGGCCGGUAGCGCCGUGAGAACUAACGGAGGAAGGACCCAAUCAGCCAGGUCCAUAGGGACACAAACAUGGCGAGUUUUCAUUUGACCUUGCGGUGAUAAAUUUGAAUUUUUUUAAAAAUUGAUUUUCGCUCAAUGAAUCACACUAAUUUAAAAAGCACGCUGAAUUCUUCUCUCAAAUAUAUGUACCGCCAUUUCUUUACAGUCUUGAGAGGGCAGCUAGCGCAGGCGCAGUGAGAGAAAAACCUCCAGCGCCGGAUAACAGACCACAUGACAGGCCAGGUUAGUUUCGUCACUUUUCAUUGGUAAACCGGACUGCUGCUCACGGGUCUCUUAAGAGAACAAGUUUUGAACCUUACGAUGUGUUUUAAAGUCGAUUUUUUAUAGGUACUUUCUCAUUUUUGCAACUGCAAGUCGGGAAGACAAAUAAAUGUUUAUCAUGGGGGUGGUGGAGAGGCUUAGGAAGGAGGGGGCAGGAGUGGGGAAACUAUAUAGCUUACGUUCUUUUUCAGGUUCGUCUUUUAGCAACCACAGUGUAACAUACAGUUCCCGAAGUGCCUCCUGUCAGCCACCUCGCAUGUACGAACGAGAAGGAAUACGCACUGCAGCGAAGUUGAACCGACCGCCGAGCAAGGUCUACCUCUGCCAGGAAGAACGGGAGCGGGUACGUUCGGCAGGGCGCCCGAAGACCCCGUCGAGAUUCGACGGAACGCCGGUUGAGCUGCCAAGCUUUGUGAGAACGAACAAAUUUCUCCGACAUGAGGAUUUGAGCAUGGGACAGAAGCAAUACAUCUGGGGAGUGGCUCGGAUCUACUCUGUCACCCAACUCAUGAAUCUUAAGCAAAGGCAGUAUCAGAAUCUACUGGAUUAUGAAUUUAGUAGAAGAAUUCAAAAUAAAGAGCUGAAAGAACAUGAGAGAGUGAAAGAGUGGAAAGAUUACCAGCGCUACUCCAAGUUUAUCAAAAGAUACGAGCAGGUAAGACCAUACACUCACUCAAGCUAAUUAAACUUAAAUUAUUGUAAUAUCUGAGGCCCUACAAUUUAUCUCGUGGCGUCAAUCAAUAUUGAGCCAAAAGUGGGGUCAAGAAAGCAUGCCUUGUCGUUUCUAGUUUUCAUACAGCUGCUUUGUUUUUUUCGGGGAUUGUUGGGGUCGUGGGGGGGAGCCCCUUGCUAGUUUUAUUUUAUAUAUCGCUUGCGAUGUUUUUAGAACUCGACCAAGUCGUUCUAGGAAUAAAUAACGCAUCCAUCGAAUAGUUGGCUGUAUGGAACUUUGCUCGUGAAGAAACUGUUUUUUUUUUUUUUUAAGGAGUGGAGGAAGAUAAGGAACCAUAAGCUCUAUCGAUUAACUUUUGCUUUGAGAUAGAUUUGAAGCCAGGAAACUUUUCUGUUUAUCGUAGCGGAUUCCACGGAACAGGUCAAGCCCAGCAAGCUCGCCUUGCGAGGAAGCCUCGCAUGUUCACAGACAUAUGAUCAAAGGUUGGACCACAGACCCACAUGCAAAUGAAGCUUAUAGACCAUCCAGUAAAACGGGUUAUGGCGCCAGGGAGCGACAAACGUCUCCUGAUACCCCCCCUGAGAGUACGCGGGAAAAAGAAGAGGAUGGUUUCAGUAGUGAAACUGAGCAGUACAGGCUCAGGUUGAUUUUUUUGCCGGGAGACAAUGAGAAGAACGGGACCGAAGAUGUUACGACAGGUUAGUAAAGGAUAGAGGGUGGCUUUCACUAUCAUGUCAUCAAAAAUGUAUAAUAUAUUCAAAACAAGUAUAGCGAUUGGAAAGUAAUUAAAACAACUGAUAUCUAGUUUUGACAUGAAGACAGAGAAUAGACACUGCAAACCAGCAAACAUUCCUCAAAAAUUGCUUCGACUGCGCAGGGGGCUUCUAGUUUUUUUCUACAUAGAAAUUGUUUUUCCCUCGUCCGUUUUUUUUUGUUCCGCGCAACGUCAAAUGUCAUGUGAUAGGGGAGUAUUUACCGACUUUAUCUUCAAAACAAAGUCCCCUGUCACGAUGAAAACUUACUGAAAUGUUGGUUUUUUUAGAGGUUUAUGUCUGUCUGUUUUGAAUUUAGAUUUCAUUACAUCAAUUGGAAAAUCAAACACAUGCAGAUAUAGAUUCCAGAUUCCCUCAGCGGAUAGACGAUCUUUAAGUAUUGAUUCCAAUUGGUUUUUUUCAGAUUGAGGCUCUGACGACAGUCUGGAGAAUUCACCUUUUUAUCAAGAACUGAGACAGACUAUAUGAACAUAAUUUUGGUUUAUUAUUUCUUGUAGAAUCCGAGACAGUAGAACAAAAUAAUCCUCAAGACACAGGAGAAGGGAGCGUUCUUAAUGCACCUAAUGAAAACGAUGAAAGGAACGAUACUCCGGUACAUGCAGGUAAUGCAAAGAGCGCCUAAACAGAUCGUGAUCUGUUUUCGUUGUUUUUGUUGUUGUUUUUUUUUUGACAUGAGGCAAUAGCUGAAGACGAGAACAGCGUAGGACGAGAGGAGAAUGGGACAAGACACACCCCGUUUUCAUCCUGUCAAUAAACGCUCAUGCAAUGUAUCAGUAAGCCCUCAUCGAACGGAGUUGAACAACUUGGGCUAAACGUUUCAAGAUUCGUUAAUCGCAACUCGGCUUGUUAUCUUUAUCUGACAAGGUUUCUGAGCAGAUUAGACCAUAGUCCGAAGACGAUUAAAAUCACUUUUCUAAUUCUUAAACGCCAAUUCCUUAAUUAUCUAUGAUUCCUCAAUUUCUUGUUUAUUUCCUUGAAAAGAUCAUCCAAUGAGUGAGCAGUGGUUGUUUGGCAAGUUGCGAUCAUUUUUAACCUAAUGUGUUAUAGUAACACUACUGCUUCUUACCAAAAACCUCCUCUUUCUACCUCUAUAUAUAUAUAUAUAUAUAUAUAUAGGAAGUCUGCAAGUCGAUUGUCGCGUGGAACAGUGCUCAAUACGUUGAAGCAGAGCAGAAUAAAUAUUAUGAGAGGGAAAAAGGGACGCAACUACAUUUCCCGACAAGCCUGUUUCGUGAAUCGCUUCACUCUUCAUUAAACCCCUGAAGAGUGAAGCGAUUCACGAAACAGGCUUGUCGGGAAAUGUAGUUGCGUCCCUUUUUCCCUCUCAUAAUAUAUAUAUAUAUAUUUAGAUAGAUGCUUAUUUCUUUUCCUAUUUUUUUUAAUUCUAGAACGGAAAGAAGAAGAAGAGCCUUCAGCUGAUAGCGAGAAUUACCUUUAGAUUGGUGGAAAUUACGCAAUCAGAUUUUGUACAGUGUGUGUAAUUCUAACCAAAGAUCGAUAGAAAUCGAAUUGACCAGAUAAUUACCUCGUUUCCAGGCGUUCACGGAGUAAAACGAAGCGCGAUAUUAAACGGCUUGAUAGUAGCUAACCCCUAGGCUUCCCUCGUUUGUCGCUAUUAUUAUUAUUAUUAUUAUAUAAUAUAGUAAUAUAUUACUAAUUUGCCGCUACUGUCGCACCGUUAAUUUCGCACCCAGAUUCCACAGUAUAACUAAACAACCGCGUGGCCAUGAAAGGUCUGGGUAGGAGUUUAUUGCGCUGUUUGCUAUUUCGCUCAGAUUUUGCACCGUUUUACUUGCUGAACGCCUGACACUGGUUACUAGAUAACAUAUUGGUUGUUUUCUUUUCUUAAUUUACAAAUUUAGCAAGUGAAUUAUAUGUAUUUUGUAUGAAAAAGAAGAUAGGGAAUAGAGUGAUUAAUGCACGAGCUUCUACAUAGGGGGGCAGUGAGAUGUUUACUGCGCGUCAGGCGCGCAUUGCAACGAUUGAGUGUCGAAAGAAACCAGGCAUUGCAUUGCAUGAAAGCGGUAAGCUUCUAAAGAACUGUGGUGCUGUGUCAGUGGGAGAGUAUUGCAGGAUAAUUUAGUAUCAUCAAAUGAGUUGAUAAAGAAAACUGGCCACCGUAAAGAGUUUCAAAGCUGACGUUUCGAGCGUUAGCCUCUCGUCAGAGUUAAUGAGGAAGGGCUAACGCUUGUAACGUCAGCUUUGAAACUCUUUACGAUGGCUAAUUUACGUUAUCAACUCAGUUGAUAGUACCGAUAGAGGGUACUUAAAUGUGGUGACGUCAAACUUCAUACCUGUCGAGUAACUGUCUCCGCUUUCAAGUGCAUUCGGAUGUGCGUGAAGAGUGGAGAGCAUUUUGCAGGAAAGAUUUGUCAUGUAAAACACUAAACCUUUGUUUUCGAACAAUUGUCGUCUCUGUCUAUACUUUAAAUUUAAAAAAUGCACAGUUUGCAUUCAAG
Molecule: messenger RNA, 10124 nt
Organism: Pocillopora meandrina
Lineage: Eukaryota; Metazoa; Cnidaria; Anthozoa; Scleractinia; Pocilloporidae
Source: the annotation of a GenBank genome assembly